Messenger RNA from Penicillium olsonii, 1749 nucleotides. The record is from the annotation of a GenBank genome assembly. NCBI's taxonomy places the organism in Eukaryota, Fungi, Ascomycota, Eurotiomycetes, Eurotiales, Aspergillaceae.
AUGACUGUAGCCGGAAGCUCCAAUCACCGUGCUUGGUGGAAAGAGAGCUCGGUCUAUCAGAUCUGGCCCGCUUCGUUCAAGGACUCAAACGAUGAUGGCGUGGGCGAUAUCCCCGGCAUCAUCUCCAAGCUCGAUUACAUCAAAAAUCUGGCUAUAGACAUUGUCUGGCUAUGCCCUUCAUAUAAGUCGCCUCAGGUAGACAUGGGGUACGAUAUUUCCGACUAUUACAGUAUCGCAGAUGAAUACGGUACUGUUGCAGAUGUCGAAAAGUUGAUUGCUGGUUGUCAUGAGCGUGGCAUGAAGCUCUUGAUGGAUCUUGUUGUCAAUCACACCAGCGACCAACACGAAUGGUUCAAGCAAUCCCGAAGCUCCAAAGACAACGAGUACCGGAACUGGUAUGUCUGGAAGCCGGCUAAAUACGAUGAGAAUGGCAAUCGCCAGCCCCCAAAUAACUGGGUUUCUCAUUUCCAGGGUAAUGUCUGGGAGUGGGACGAACAUACCCAAGAGUACUACCUCCACCUCUAUGCAGUUGAACAACCAGACCUUAACUGGGAGCAUCCGCCAGUCCGCAAAGCCGUGCAUGACAUCAUGCGCUUCUGGCUUGACAAAGGCUGUGAUGGCUUCCGCAUGGAUGUGAUCAACUUCAUCAGCAAGGAUCAGCGCUUCCCCGACGCACCGAUCAAAGACCCACGCACACCCUGGCAAUGGGGUGACAAGUGGUAUGCCAACGGUCCACGCUUGCAUGAAUAUCUCCAAGAUCUAGGAAAGAUUCUCAAAGAGUAUGAUGCUUUCAGUGUGGGCGAAAUGCCAUUCGUCAAGGAUGAGAAGGAGGUUCUCAAGGCAGUGCAAUUUGACCGUAACGAGAUCAACAUGAUCUUCAACUUCGAGCACGUCGAUAUUGACCAUGGCACAUACGACAAGUUUGAGCCUGGCAGCUGGGAGCUUACUGAUCUCAAGGACUUCUUCGAGCGUUGGCAGACCUUUAUGUACGCGAAUGAUGGGUGGAAUGCCCUCUACUGGGAGAACCAUGACCAGCCGCGCUCUAUCGAUCGCUACACAGACGCUAGCGAAGAGUAUCGACUCGCCGCAUCCAAGAUGUUGGCUACCGCUCUUGCAUUGCAAGCUGGAACUCCAUUUGUCUACCAGGGACAGGAGAUCGGAACAAGAAAUGUUCCUAAAUCAUGGGGCAUCGAGGAAUACAAGGACAUUGACUGUCUGAACCACUGGCACAGACUCCCUAAGGAUGACCCGAAAGCCCAAGCAAUCGCACUCGGGGAGUACCAAAAGAAAUCUCGUGACAAUGGGCGCACACCAGUGCAGUGGUCAGCUGCUGAGAAUGCAGGAUUCACUGGACCUGGUGUCAAACCCUGGAUGUCCGUGAACACAGACUACCCCAAAGUCAAUGCCGAGGCCGCCGUCAAGGACCCCAACUCGACAUACCAUUACUGGGCUACUGUGUUGAGGCUGCGCAAGAAGUACCUUGACACUUUCGUGUAUGGUGACUUUACUCUUCUGGAUAAGCCAAACCAGGAAGUCUUCGCAUACACUCGUCAGUAUGGAGACCAGAAGAUUCUGGUGGUGUGCCAUUGGACUGAAAAGACCUUGGAAUGGGAUGCUGCGGCUAAUGGCAUCACCGGAGUCAAGGAAGUCUUGCUUAACACAUAUGAGGGCGCCGGUGAAGCUAAACCACGCUUCUCCGAUGCUAAAUGGACCCUCCGGCCCUAUGAGGCUGCGGUGCUGCUCUUAUAG